This is a messenger RNA of Oncorhynchus masou masou (cherry salmon), 5605 nucleotides long. Its product is annotated as DNA (cytosine-5)-methyltransferase 3B-like. Gene Ontology annotation, cellular component: nucleus. Gene Ontology annotation, biological process: negative regulation of transcription by RNA polymerase II. The transcript is spliced from 22 exons. Bases 294 to 2765 code for a protein of 823 amino acids. The record is from RefSeq and is a predicted model, not a curated record. Gene Ontology annotation, molecular function: DNA (cytosine-5-)-methyltransferase activity, acting on CpG substrates; DNA binding. Lineage: Eukaryota; Metazoa; Chordata; Actinopteri; Salmoniformes; Salmonidae.
ACCCGGGAAAAGUUACGCCUGAACAUUGUGGCACAUUGUGGAAAAAAAAACGAAGAAAAAAAGAUUACAACAGACAAGUUUGAAAAGAAGAGAACUCCACUUAGAUAUUUGCUCCACGGGGUAUAAAGGCAUGCAUAUGUUGAGGUAAGUAGUGUGACACUUCGAGGCACCUUGGCAAGCAGUGAGAGAGGAUCAAUCAAUCUCAACUCUCCCCGCUCACCGAACGACUACCCCUGCAACAGGUUAGAAGAUAAUCAAAAUAACAAUAAUUGACGAAGUUAACUGCAACAGUAAUGCCAUCCAACAAGUAUUCUUCAGCCAUCAUGGUUGAGAGUGACAAGAUGACGGCAACAGCUGAGGUGAACGGAGACAUUCCUGCAGCCGAGGGACCAUCAGAGAACGACAGUGGCGCAGAGAUGACCAAUGAGAACAGCCCGCUGACCGCUGCUGAGCCGCCCUCCCCCUUCAGCCCCAAGCAGAACGGAGACGCUGCCUCACCUGCAGACUCAGAUGUUAACCAGUUGUCUGAAAGCAGGAAGAGAACCAGGAAGAGGUCCUCUGAGGAGGAAGAUUGCAGCUGGGACUCCUCAUAUAGUGAGCAGAAGGCCAAGGUAGCAGGAGUGGGGGGCUCAGAGUCUGGCUCGGGUCUGAGACAGAGACCCUCUCCCAGGACCAUCUUCCAGGCCGGUCUGUUGGCCACUCACAGCAAACCACGCAGCCGCGAGCAGAGAAGGGGAGGACGCCAGAACAAGCUGGAGCACCACAGCAGUCCUCUGAGCCUGGCCUGCAGUGUUGGCCCCGGGCCACUGGUGUCCGUGGUCCCUGAGAGCCCCUCCCUGGAGCUCCUUGAGCAGGACUCUAAGGAUUCGGCCCAGAGCACCUCCUCCAACACCACAGAGCCUGCCUGCCAGCCAGAGUACAAGGACAACAAGGGUUUUGGCAUUGGGGAGCUGGUGUGGGGGAAGAUCAAGGGGUUCUCCUGGUGGCCAGGCAUCGUGGUCACCUGGCGCGCCACGGGCAAACGACAAGCCACUCAUGGCAUGAGGUGGCUGCAGUGGUUCGGUGAUGGCAAGUUCUCUGAGGUUUCAGCUGACAAGCUGGACUCCAUCACUGCUUUCCCCAAGUUCUUCAACCAAGCCUCCUACGCCAAGCUGGCAUCCUACCGCAGGGCCAUCUUCCAGACACUGGAGAUGGCCAGUCUGCGUGCUGAGAAGCCAUUCCCUCCAUGUGAGUCAGAGGGGCCAGAGGACCAGGUCAAGCCCAUGCUGGACUGGGCCAACGGGGGCUUCCUGCCUAAGGGCCAGGAGGGCCUCAAACCCACAGAGAACCCUGACAGCAACCCGUUAAACCACAAAGUGUUGGACGUCAGUCUGCUAGAGUAUUUCCCCACAUCCAAGAGGCCCCGCAUCAGCCUUUGUAAGGCCAAGAGCAGCCCAGAGGAGGUCUACAGUAGAGAACAAAUGGUGCAUGAAGUUUUGAAGAAUAACAGAAGUAUAGAAGAGUUUUGCCUCUCAUGUGGGAAAACACGAGCGGCAACCUUCCACCCACUUUUUGAAGGAGGCCUUUGCCAAGCAUGCAAGGACGUGUAUCUUGAGAUCUCCUACAUGUAUGAUGACGAUGGCUACCAAUCGUACUGUACCGUGUGCUGCGGGGGCCGCGAGGUGUUACUGUGUGGGAACGCCAACUGCUGCAGGUGUUUCUGUGUAGAAUGCCUGGACAUUCUGGUGGGCGCGGGGGCGUCAAACAGUGCCCGUAACCUGGACCCAUGGCGCUGCUACAUGUGCCAGCCCCUGCAGCCCUACGGUGUGCUCAAACAACGCCACAAUUGGAGCAUGAAGCUGCGGGAGUUCUUUAUCAACGACAACGGCCAGGAGUUUGAAAGCCCAAAUAUCUACCGGGCUGUCCCUGCAGAACAGAGGCACCCCAUCCGCGUGCUCUCAUUGUUUGAUGGCAUCGCCACUGGCUACUUAGUGCUACGAGACCUAGGAUUCAAAGUGGACCAUUAUAUUGCAUCAGAGGUGUGUGAGGAUUCCAUAUCGGUGGGGGUCGUCCGACAUGAAGGAAGAAUCCAGUACGUGCACGACGUGCGCAACAUCACCAGAAAAAAUAUAGAAGAGUGGGGCCCAUUUGACCUGGUGAUAGGAGGAAGCCCCUGUAACGACCUAUCUAUCGUCAACCCCGCCAGGAAGGGACUGUACGAGGGCACAGGGAGGUUGUUCUUUGAGUUCUACCGCCUGCUGAGUGAGGCCAAGCCCAAGGAGGGCGAGGACCGCCCAUUCUUCUGGAUGUUCGAGAACGUGGUCGCCAUGGGCGUCAACGACAAGAGGGACAUCUCUCGUUUCCUCGAAUGCAAUCCAGUGAUGAUCGAUGCCAUUGAGGUGUCUGCGGCUCACAGGGCUAGGUACUUCUGGGGCAACCUACCAGGGAUGAACAGGCCUCGGUGUGCAUCCGGGAUGGACAAGCUAGAGCUACAGGACUGUCUGGAACAUGGCCGUGUGGCUAAGUUUGGAAAGGUGCGCACCAUCACCACGCGCGCCAACUCCAUCAAGCAGGGCAAAGACCAGCACUUUCCCGUCAUGAUGAAUGGCAAAGAGGACAUUCUGUGGUGCACUGAGCUGGAGAGGAUCUUUGGCUUCCCGGUCCACUACACAGAUGUGUCCAACAUGGGCCGCGGUGCCAGGCAGAAGCUUCUGGGCAGGUCCUGGAGCGUACCUGUCAUCAGACACCUGUUUGCCCCUCUGAAGGACUACUUUGCAUGUGAAUAGCACCCUCCCUAACCAACCUCUGUAGUUCUAACUUGGCUUCAAUCAGAAGUGCCAAUGUCAAGUUAGACAAUCUUGUUAUCCCCUGGUAGGCAAAAGCCAAAGUGUUAUUUUAGGGUUUUAAGGUUUUAUACACUGCUUUUACUUUUUAACAAAUGACUUCCCCUCAUGUUGUCUUUGAGUGGAUUUGUUGUAAUCACAAAGUCAGACAUAUUUUUAUGCCACACUGAUUUUCUAAAACUAGAGAAGGUUUUAUAUAACAAUUUAUAUAGAUCUCUUUAUCAAUGAGUAGACAUUUUUGUUUCAUUUUCAUGAUGUCAACAUCGGGAAAUGUACGCGUUCUUCUCCCAAAUGCCAAUGUGAAGUAAUACUUGAAACAAUUCAAUACAAAAAUGUCCAAUCGAGCUGAGAGACAAUAAAGAAUUCUCCGUUCUCCAGCCAUCCAAAAAUACAUUUAAAAAAUGUACUGUAAAAUCAAUACAAAGACGUAAAGACAUCUCAAUAUUGGACAUUUUGACAUUUGUCAUGUGCUACUGUUCUAAAGUAUCCAUAUUCUUGAACUGGAAGUUAGUUUUUGCUUUCACCAAAUAUAAGUGAGAGUUACCUCAUCAUCCAGGGCAUCUGAAAACCCAUCUUGGCUAUCUGUACAAAAAGUCACUGGAAUGUUUUAUAGAAAUGUUAUACUUCAUUUUUAUACUGUAUAUAUGAAAAUGUUUACAAGAUUUAAAAAAAUAUUUGAUUGGACUUUGGGAGUUUCAUUGUCCUAAUGUCAUCUUAAAUUUAUAUUUUUAAAUCUGUAAAUUUCAGUGGUUGAUAAACCCCAGUAUGGUGCAUAGAUAUCCUCACCAUUGUUAAAAUGCUCUGGACUUCAGAUUGAAGUACAAUAUAAACUUAUUUUGUCUACUUUUAUAGCCCUUUUUUGUUUUGGUAAAUGAAUGUGGAGAGUUUGCUGUGCAGUUUUAAAAUACUGGACAAUUUUUUUUACUGAUUUUACAUAGCAUAUGUUCACAGUGGAGACCUGCCAGUUAUUUGUUUUUUACUGAGUACUACUCAGUACUACUCACUCGUUCAUGGUGCCUUUUAGCAGUCUGUUCAAAGAGCUUACUUUAGUAAAACACUGACUAUAUGUCAUAACCAGCACUUGCUUUACUUCAAAGGUUAUUUUUUACUAAGAUACCAAAAUACAUAAGAUGUUUACAUGCUUUAUUAAUAGCACUGUAUCCUUUUCAUUUUGAUAAAUGUCAUACUUAUGAUUUGGAAUAUUCAAAAUGUUUUUUCUAUUCUUUUUGUGACUACACCUUCAACAUUUUUUGUUUUAUAUACUCAGAUCUUCUGCUUACUUGCAACAAAAGCUGAAGUAGUAGCACAAUAUAUACAGUGCCUUCAGAAAGUAUUCAUUCUCCUUGAUUCAUUCCACAUAUUGUUGUGUUACAGCCAGAAUUCUAAACGGAUUAAAAAAAUAAUAAAUCUUACCCAUCUACACAUAAUAUCCCAUAGAGACAAAGGGAAAACAUGUUUUUAGACAUUUCUGCACAUUUAUUGAAAAUGCAAUAUACCAUUUACAUAACUAUUCACACCCCUGAGUCAAUACUUUGUAGAAGCUCCUUUGGCAGCAAUUACAGCUGUGAGUAUUUCUGGGUCUCGAAGAGCUUUCCACAUCUAGAUUGUGCAACAUUUGCUCAUUAUUUUUACAAUUCUUCAAGCUCUGUUAAAUUGGUUGUUGAUCAUUGCAAGACAACCAUUUUCAGGGUCUUGUCAUAUUUUUCCAAGUAAAUUUAAGUCAAAACUGUAACUUGGCCAUUUGGUCUUGUGUUUUAGGUUAUUGUCCUGCUCAUAGGUAGAGAGCAGACUGAACCAGAUUUUGCCUGUGCUGAGCUCCAUUCCGUUUAUUUUUUAUCCUGAAAAACUCCCCAGUCCUUAACGAUUACAAGCAUACCCAUAAGAUGAUGCAGUCACCACUAUGCUUGGAAAUAUGGAGAGUGGUACUCAGUAAUGUGUUGUAUUGGAUUUUGUAUUCAGGACAAAAAUGUAUUGCUUUGCCCACAUUUUUUGCAGUGUUACUUUAGUGCCUUGUUGCAAACAGGAUGCAUGUUUUGGAAUAUUUUUAUUCUGCACAGGCUUCCUUCGUUUCAUGCUGUCAAUUAGGUUCGUAUUAUGGAGUAACUACGAUGUUGUUGAUCCAUCCUCGGUUUUCCUUCCUCUGUGGCAACUGAGUUAGGAAGAAUGCCUGUAUGUUUGUAGUGGCUGGGUAUAUUGAUACACCAUCCAAAGUGUAAUUAAUAACUUCACCCUGCUCAAAGGGAUAUUCAAUGUCCCUUUUGGAAACACGUGUUUAUUCCUGAACUUAUUUUGGCUUGCCUUAGCAAAGGGGUUCAAUACUUAAUGACUCAAGAGAUUUCAGCUUUUCAAUUUGAAUUCAUUUGUAAAAACAUAAUACCGCAUUGACAUUAUGGAGUAUUGUGUGUCGGCCAGUGACAAGAAGUGUAAAAAGUUGAGGGGUGUGAAUACUUACUGAAGGCCCUGUAUAAGGCUUGUAUUAUUUUAUCAAGCAUUUUAGAACAUUAUUAAUCAAUAGGCUUUUUUGUAUGUUAGAUUUGCAACAUCUUUAUAUAUAUAUAUAUGAUUUAUAUUUGGUGAAAAAUACUUUCUCCAAUAAUACUGUACUUCCAUUGUGCAUUCAAAUGUUUUUAAACUAAACGUGUUUGAAGAGGGAGUUAUUCAAAAAGAUCUGUCUCCUAUUUUUGUACUUGUGUACUGUUUGGAAAUGCAGCAAGAAAGUAUUUAUUUUUACUCAUAUGUUACUUCUUUCUAUUCAAUAAAAACAGCUUUAAUUAUGUUCUUUA